Messenger RNA from Hippocampus zosterae (dwarf seahorse), 2612 nucleotides. RefSeq names its product glutamate decarboxylase 1-like. The record is from RefSeq and is a predicted model, not a curated record. Gene Ontology annotation, biological process: GABA biosynthetic process. Gene Ontology annotation, molecular function: pyridoxal phosphate binding; glutamate decarboxylase activity. NCBI's taxonomy places the organism in Eukaryota, Metazoa, Chordata, Actinopteri, Syngnathiformes, Syngnathidae. The transcript has 17 exons. Bases 535 to 2313 code for a protein of 592 amino acids. Gene Ontology annotation, cellular component: presynaptic active zone; cytoplasm.
CUCCACCAGUAUCAAACUUGAGGUCCGUGACGGGGAUUCGGAGGAGAGCAUCAAUUUCCCCCCCCCCCCCCCCCAAAAAAAAGGAGAAAGUCUCACUGAGCUCAGAAGAAGAGAGAGAGACACGCAGAUAGAUCCACGCAGAGCAAGGAGGCGAAGGUAAGACAAACUCCCGACCAAGGUUGGAAUGACUCGUCAUUCGUGGGCUUAAAUGUCAACUCCAGCCUGGACAAGGUCACCUUGCGUGGCAUCGCACGAGUGGAGGAGCUCAAGUCGACUUUGGACUGCGCCUCGUCGUCACGUCAACGUUGAAUCAAAACAACACAUGUGGAUUUUCUUCUCUCCCGACCAGUGAAUCGUUCCUCUCUUUUUGGAUAACCGCCCCACCAAAAAAAGAGACAUUUUUUAAGCGAGAAAGAAAACGUGGAUAAAGAAUUUUUUUGUUGUUGGGGUUUUUUUCCUUCUUUUGGUUUUUGGGGAGUGGGGGUUGGGGGGCGGAGAAGCUGAGGACUUUGGCUCGGAGUCUGCUCUGGAUUGAUGGCGUCUGCACCGUCCUCUUCUUCCGAUGGCGAUCCGGAUCCCAACGCGACAAAUUUACGGCCAGCGGGCUCAAGCUACGACGCUUGGUGCGGAGUUGCUCAUGGAUGUACGAAAAAAUUAGGAAUGAAGAUUUGUGGUUUCCUGCAGAAGAACAACAGCGUGGAGGACCGGAGCAGGUUCGCCGGCUCGUUGAAGGAGCGCGCGGCCAGGAGCCUCAUGCUUGCGGGCGACAACGGCGGCGGGUGCGCGCGCUUCACGCGCACGGAGACGGACUUCUCCAACCUGUUUGCCAGAGAGCUGUUACCUGCCAAAAAUGGAGAAGAGCCCACCAUGCAGUUCUUGCUGGAGGUGGUGGAAAUCCUCACCAACUACAUCCGGAAAACCUUUGACAGGUCCACCAAGGUCCUGGACUUCCACCACCCGCACCAGCUGUUGGAGGGCAUGGAAGGCUUCAACCUGGAGCUCUCGGACCAGCCCGAGUCCCUGGAGCAGAUCCUGGUGGACUGUCGGGAUACUCUAAAGUAUGGCGUGAGGACAGGUCAUCCCAGGUUCUUCAACCAGCUCUCCACUGGCUUAGACAUUGUCGGCUUGGCAGGAGAGUGGCUCACCUCGACGGCCAACACCAACAUGUUCACCUAUGAGAUCGCGCCCGUCUUCGUCCUGAUGGAGCAGCUGACACUGAAAAAGAUGCGAGAAUUCAUCGGCUGGCCCGAGGGGGAGGGGGAUGGAAUAUUUUCUCCAGGAGGAGCCAUCUCCAACAUGUACGGCGUGAUGAUUGCACGUUACAAGUUCUUCCCUGAGGUGAAAAGCAAAGGCAUGGCAGCUGCACCUCGACUGGUCCUCUUCACCUCUGAGCAUAGCCACUACUCAAUCAAAAAGGCCAGUGCAGCAUUGGGCUUUGGGACUGAGAACUUGAUUCUGCUCAGCACAGAUGAGAGAGGAAGAGUCAUUCCUGCUGAUUUGGAAGCCAAAGUAAUCGAAGCCAAGCAAAAGGGUUUCGUCCCCAUGUAUGUGAAUGCCACGGCCGGCACCACCGUCUACGGAGCCUUCGAUCCGAUCGACGAAAUCGCUGACAUCUGUGAAAAAUACAACAUGUGGCUUCAUGUGGACGGUGCGUGGGGAGGAGGUUUGCUCAUGUCGAGGAAGCACAGACACAAGCUGAAUGGAGUCGAGAGAGCCAACUCGGUCACGUGGAACCCGCAUAAGAUGAUGGGAGUGCCACUGCAGUGUUCCGCCAUACUGGUCAGAGAAAAGGGCUUAUUACAAGGCUGCAACUCCAUGUGCGCCGGCUACCUCUUCCAGCCGGACAAGCAGUACGACGUGGCGUACGACACCGGCGACAAGGCUAUUCAGUGCGGUCGCCAUGUUGAUAUUUUCAAGUUCUGGCUCAUGUGGAAGGCAAAGGGAACGGUGGGAUUCGAACAACAUAUUGACAAGUGUCUGGAAUUGUCGUUAUACCUUUACGACAAAAUCAAAGGCAGAGAAGGCUUCGAGAUGGUUUUCGACACGGAGCCGCAGCACACCAACGUCUGCUUCUGGUACCUUCCGCCGAGCCUGCGCGGCAUGCCGGCUGGUAAAGAGAGACAAGAGAGGUUGCACAAGGUGGCGCCGAAGAUCAAGGCCAUGAUGAUGGAGUCCGGCACCACGAUGGUGGGCUACCAGCCACAAGGGGAGAAGGUCAACUUCUUCCGCAUGGUCAUCUCCAACGCGGCCGCGACAAGUUCCGAUAUCGACUUCCUGGUGGAGGAAAUCGAAAGACUCGGGCGGGAUUUGUAAGAGAGUCCCUCGCGCGGCGCGAAAUGUACACCUUCAUAUACACCGGAGGUCACAUCAUUAGGUCCGCCCGCACAAUCUGAUGAGCUCCCCGGACGGAGCACUCCCUGGAUCAAAAAGGUUGACAAAAAGUUUUUUUUGGGGGGGGGGCGGUUCUCAUGACAUGGUGUACCUAAUGUUAUGGCCUGCGAUUUCGAUUGAAAGUGUCACCGGUAUGUGAGCACCAAUAUGUCAUGUAUUCUAUGCAGAAUAGUUUAGAAAACGGAAUGAAGGUAAAAAAAAAAAAAAAAGAAAGAGCACAA